AUGUUCCGUUGUGCUAGGCGAUUGUUGUUGGUCUCUGCUUUAAAUGGGACCCCACCUCCUGCCCUUCUUCGCCCUGCGUACAACACCAGCAAUCUCAUUCAACUCCUGCAGAAGACUCUUCCCUCCACUGCUAAUGUGUUAAUCAUUGAUAACACCAGUGGAAGUGUAGAGAGUAAUAACGCCGCAUCUAUUCUACGCUUUCUCAUUUCACACGAUCAUGAAGUUGUGAAGCUGCAAGAGAACCCGGAGUUUCACCAUCCGCUUCUCGUUGUUGUGCACACCUCUCUUGAGAAGGAUGAUGCGCAGGCCAAUGAGUUGGUCUUAACAGCCGCCCUUCAACAGCGAGAUCGCUUUAAAGACACCACCGCACUUAUUUUGGAUGCCGAGCAGUCGGCCGCCGCACGGUCUGUUCUGCAGAAACAAAAGGGAAAUGGAAUGAUUGUGAAGAUUGGAGAAAAUGCAGGGAAAACGCCCACAGCCGCAGACACCACCACCACAACUCAAACAAAACCUCAAGAGGAAAAGGAGAUGAUGGCAUCAUCACAGAUAUCAAAAGAAAACAAUAAAGAUAUCGCAGCCUCUAGCCAAGAUAAAAGUGAAGAGCAUUUGAAAAAACGAAAAACAACACCUGUAAGAAAAGGUGGAAAACGAAAAGUUCAAGAUGGAAAGAAUGAUGAUGUUGCAACUUCUCUCUCGUAUGUUCCUCCUCCAGGGGCGGUGAAGCCACGAACAUCACCCACGCCACUUUCCCAAACUGAAACACGGGAGUCCUUACAGAGAAUGUUUCGAUCCUCAUUGGCCGCUCCAUUUAAAGUACCAACGCAGGUAGAGAGAACACUCUUUACCGGCGUUGUGGAUCGAGUUCGAUUUGCAGAUCUGCUGAAUCUUCCUCUCUACGGCGGUGGAGAAGUGUUUGUACUUUACUACAGACUCACCGGUGCUGGGGCGUGUCGAACUCCAUUGAUUACCAUUACACAGACUAUGAAGGAAGUUUGUAUGGAGAAGGUUAGCCAUGAAAAGGUUGAGAAGGAAGAAGAAAAAGGAGAAGAAAAGAAAGAACCGAUAUCGGUAUUACUUCUUCUCAGUGCCCCUUUUCUUAUUGGAGAAGAUGCCAUCUUACUUCGACAAGAGUAUCAAAAACAUCUUCAAUCCAAUCUUUUAGAAGGUGUAGAUGUUACUGUUCUUAUGGCCCCUCACUGUUUUAGUGAGAAGAAUAUCCUUUUUGCCCUACGAACAACGGAAGUAUCCAAUUGUACUAAUAAUAAUAAUAAUAAUAAUAAUAAUAAUAAUAAUAGUACAGAUGGAGUUCAGGAAACCGAAUUGGAAAAUAUUUUCCCUUUUCCAAAUAAAUUACGUUCAUAUAAAAAGGAAGAAAAUAUUGUAAGCAAUGCUGUUAAUGAAGAGACCCUGCGGUCUAUUGUCACCAGUGCAUUGGAAGAAGUGGCACUUCGACAUGAAAAGUCUACCGAUCAUCUCGUCAGUACACUAAACAAACUCGUAGAGUAUUGGUCAAGAGAACGGGUUAUAGAGUUAAUGGAAAGUCUUCAAAAUGAACGUGAAGUCUUAUUAGACGCCACUAAAGAAUUCGCAGAUGUUCAACGGCAACUCUCUGCAACUAAAGAAGUAUUAAAAGAAUUAAAAAGUAAUAUGCAAACCAUAGAAAAAGAAAUAAAGAAUUCUCAUCAUGGAUCAGGUUUUGAUAAGGUGGAUCUUUCCAAAUCUCUUGGAGUAUUGGAGAAACGGCUUCAUGAGUCUAUCAGUUCAAUGCCGACAAAACAGCAAAUGAGUCUUGAUUUACGUGAAGAAUUGGAGGGAAUGCGAAAUAAUCUUCAACGAAAUUUGGAUCAAUCCCUCGGGCAGAAACUAUUAAAUAUGCGUAGAGAACAACAGCAGGAUUUGGAAAAAACUCUGCAGAAGAGUAAAGGGGUAAACAAGAAUGAACAACAAGUAAUGGAGAAGGUACUGUUGGAACUUCCAGAUCGUAUUCAACAUGCAAUGGAAAAGGCUCUUCAGGUUUUCAGUAAACAAUCCAAUGAACGAACACUAUUGGCAUUAAACAAACAACGGGAAUUAGUGAACUCGCAGAUAAAUGGAUUGUUUGGUAAAAUGAGUGAAAAGGUUGAGAAAAAACAGGGAAAUUUUGAAAGAUCUGUAGUAAAUCUUUUAACAAAGAAACUUCAAAAUGGAUCUGCUGCUGCUGCUGGCGGUGUUGGUAUUAAUACCGCUAGAGCUAGAAGUAAUAGGCGUAAGUGA
Messenger RNA from Trypanosoma theileri, 2253 nucleotides. RefSeq lists its product as uncharacterized. Bases 1 to 2253 code for a protein of 750 amino acids. The record is from RefSeq and is a predicted model, not a curated record. The transcript has a single exon. Lineage: Eukaryota; Euglenozoa; Kinetoplastea; Trypanosomatida; Trypanosomatidae.